GCAAACGGACCGUCCCUGCCUAGUGCCUGUUGGUAGGAACCCGCUUGGCGUCAGUCAGGUCUGAGGGGUCUUGUAGGUGUCUGUGACUGAAGGAGACUUUGGGGAGUGUUGGCAGGAGAGAAGGCGCCAUGGACGAUCAGGGCUGCCCUCGGUGUAAGACCACCAAGUACCGGAACCCUUCCUUGAAGCUGAUGGUGAAUGUGUGCGGGCACACUCUUUGUGAAAGCUGUGUGGAUUUGCUGUUUGUGAGAGGAGCUGGAAACUGUCCUGAGUGUGGCACUCCACUUAGAAAGAACAACUUCAGGGUACAACUCUUUGAAGAUCCCACUGUUGACAAGGAGGUUGAGAUUCGGAAAAAAGUGCUAAAGAUAUACAAUAAAAGAGAAGAAGACUUUCCUAGUCUAAGAGAGUAUAAUGAUUUCCUGGAAGAAGUGGAAGAAAUUGUUUUCAACUUGACCAACAACGUGGAUUUGGACAACACCAAAAAGAAAAUGGAGAUAUACCAAAAGGAAAACAAAGAUGUCAUUCAGAAAAAUAAGUUGAAGCUGACUCGUGAACAGGAAGAAUUGGAAGAAGCUUUAGAGGUAGAACGACAGGAAAAUGAACAAAGAAGGCUAUUUAUACAAAAAGAAGAACAACUGCAGCAAAUUUUAAAAAGGAAGAAUAAGCAGGCCUUUCUAGAUGAACUGGAGAGUUCCGAUCUCCCUGUUGCUCUGCUUUUGGCUCAGCAUAAAGAUAGAUCUACCCAACUGGAAAUGCAGCUUGAGAAACCCAAACCUAUCAAACCAGUGACGUUUUCCACAGGCAUCAAAAUGGGUCAACAUAUUUCAUUAGCACCUAUUCACAAGCUUGAAGAAGCUUUAUAUGAAUACCAACCACUGCAAAUAGAGACAUGUGGACCACAAGUUCCUGAGCUUGAGAUGCUAGGAAGACUUGGGUAUUUAAACCAUGUCAGAGCUGCUUCUCCACAGGACCUUGCUGGAGGCUAUACUUCUUCUCUUGCUUGUCACAGAGCUCUACAGGACGCAUUCAGUGGGCUUUUCUGGCAGCCCAAUUAAUCUUUUUUCCUCCAUUUAUAAGAAUUGGACCUGGGAGUUAAACCAGGGAGCUUGCGAAAGUAAGCAGACUUAUAAAGUUAUAGCCAUAUGCAGCUGCACAGGAAUAGUACUACCACUAGCAGCUGUUUCAAAGUAUUUAUAAAGAGAAAAUUUCAGAACUAAGCUGAGGCAUAUAGGGGAUGCAUAUUUGUGAAAAAGAUUUAUUUUUUACUUAUGCAAUAAGCCUGAUCUGAUAGAAGAGAGGAACAAAUAAUUCACCUAUGAAUGUUUGAGGUUGACAGACUUGUAAAAUCUUUUUAAAAAUAAAGCUAGACUUUAUAUUAA
Molecule: messenger RNA, 1382 nt
Organism: Galeopterus variegatus (Sunda flying lemur)
Lineage: Eukaryota; Metazoa; Chordata; Mammalia; Dermoptera; Cynocephalidae
Gene: MNAT1
Product: MNAT CDK-activating kinase assembly factor 1
Exons: 8
Coding region: 129-1058 (309 amino acids)
Biological process (GO): positive regulation of cyclin-dependent protein serine/threonine kinase activity; regulation of transcription by RNA polymerase II; nucleotide-excision repair
Cellular component (GO): transcription factor TFIIH holo complex
Molecular function (GO): cyclin-dependent protein serine/threonine kinase activator activity
Source: RefSeq, a predicted model, not a curated record